CUCGGUUUCAGGAAAUCACCGCCAACGCUGAGCUCCGUUGCAACUUCAGCCUCCGCCAUGAGAAGAACGAGAAGAGGAUCAAGGCAAGGCCAUCACCACCACCAACCUCUACAGGCCGACGAGACCUGGUCCGUCAAGCCCCUUCAUGACACUCCUCAACCGCCACAACAAGAUCCCCAUCAUCAAGAAGAGGAGUCGAAUCUUAAUGGUCCUUCAUCCCCGUCCAUUUCUCAGCAACUGCAGUCCCCCGAUUUUACCCCCAAACCGUCCAGAACUCAUCGUAACCCCAACUGGAAAUACCGGCGUGGCCACGUUGCCAAACCUCGGUUCGUCAAAAAAUCCGAGCUCAUUUCUUCAAAAUCUGAGCUGAGUUCUGAGGACAAUAAAGCGAGUUUGAGUGUAAUCGAAGAAGUAAACUGCGACCAAGAAGAAAAUAAAGGAAUCAAGGCUUUCGUGUCCAAGAUUGACGGGGAUGGAGAGGAAAUUGAAGGAGAUGAAUCACAAAACAGUGCGGAUGAUGUUGUGAGUAGGUUUGAGGAGCUGCGGUUAAGGGUGGACGAACCCGAAUUGUCGGAGGAACAGCUGAGAAUCAAUGAUCAGUUGCAAGAGGACGAGUUACUUGCAAUAAAGUCUAUUUACGGAGAAAAUGUUUUCAUCCUUGAUAGAGAGAUGGGCUUACGAUCCUUGAAGAUUCACAUUCACCUGGAAGGCAGUGGAGAGACUAUUAUAACGACAAAGCUAAAUUCAUCUAAUGAUGUUGGUGGAAGUGAGACUUCAGAUGACUUCUCAUACUCGUUCAAAGUCCAAUAUCUUCCACCAAUUGUGUUGACCUGUUUACUACCUAGAUCAUACCCCAGCCAUCUUCCUCCAUAUUUUACCAUCUCUGUUCAGUGGUUGCAUUCAGCUAGAAUUUCCGAUCUUUGCAGUCAGCUCGACUUAAUAUGGAAGGAGCAAGAAGGGCAGGAAGUUAUAUACCGAUGGGCAGAUUGGCUACAAAAUUUCUCGCUUUCUUAUCUUGGAUGUGAUAAAGAAAUAAUGCUUGGUCCUUAUGGCAUUGAGAAUAAUGGAGAGAGGCGUGCAGUUUCAGGAAGUGUCUCCCCUGAUGUUGAUGUACCGUUUAUUCGGAGUUACAAUGAUGAGAUAUGCCAUGAGAACUUCCUCAAAAGCUUGCAUGAAUGUUCAAUUUGUUUUAGUGAGUAUGCAGGAACUGACUUUAUUAGGCUGCCAUGCCAGCAUUUCUUCUGCUGCAAAUGCAUCAAAACUUAUUCUGACAUGCAUAUCACCGAAGGCACCGUAAACAAGCUGCUAUGUCCUGAAGCUAAAUGUGGGGGCAUGGUCCCUCCUGGUUUAUUGAAACGGUUACUUGGUGAUGAAGGGUAUGAACGGUGGGAGUCCCUUAUGCUACAGAAAACACUUGAAUCAAUGUCAGAUGUUGUAUAUUGCCCAAGAUGUGAAACACCUUGCAUAGAGGAUGAAGACGAACAUGCACAAUGCUCCAAGUGCUUCUUUAGCUUUUGUACGCUUUGUAGGGAGCGCCGUCAUGUAGGCAUAGAGUGUAUGACACCAGAACUGAAGCUUCGUAUCUUGCAGGAGCGCCAAAAUUCAUCCCAAUUGAAUCAAGCACAAAAGCACAAGGAGCGUGAGAUGAUCAAUGAAAUCCUUAGCAUGAAGGAAAUAAUGCGUGAUGCCAAGCAAUGUCCAUCAUGUAAGAUGGCAAUCUCAAAAACUGAGGGAUGUAACAAGAUGGUAUGUGAGAACUGCGGGCAGUACUUCUGCUACCGAUGUAACAGUGCCAUUAAUGGAUAUGAUCAUUUCAGGGAUGGGGCAUGUGAAUUGUUCCCACAAGAAAUGAUACGAGACUGGGAGGAAAGGUUAAAUGCACGCCAGGUAUUAGGUCAGGUUCAUGCUCAACUCUUUGCUGAACGUGGACAGCCAUGCCCUAACUGUCGUCAGCUCAAUGCAAAGGUAGGCAACAACAAUCACAUUUUCUGCUGGGCAUGCCAAAUGCACUAUUGUUACUUGUGCAAAAAUAUUGUGAGGCGUAGCUCUCAACACUAUGGACCCAAGGGUUGCAAGCAGCAUACCGAGGGAUAGUGACGCAAUAUCGUCGGACCAACCUAUUUGAAAAGGCAACUGGUAGAUGAGACCAAGGUGGCAGAAAGCCUCUUACAAUUUGAUCUUGCCAUGACAUUGAUAGUCUUCCAAAGGUAAGGAAACAGUGUGGGCUACUUGAAUUAUGUUGCGUAUUUCCUAUUUCUCCCGAAGACGCAUUUUUGGGUGUUGUAACUUGUACACGACAGUAUAGUUUUUUGUUCCCGGUGUCUUGGCAUCAAAAUUCUUUCAAGAAAACGGCCUUGUAAUAAAUCAGGUUCGAAACCGGAAGCUGCUGUGGACGUAUAGUUGUGGAUCAUACAUUCCUCA
Theobroma cacao (cacao) is the source of this 2421-nucleotide messenger RNA. RefSeq names its product NDR1/HIN1-like 8 (gene NHL8). Gene Ontology annotation, molecular function: ubiquitin-protein transferase activity; protein binding; zinc ion binding. Gene Ontology annotation, biological process: protein ubiquitination. The record is from RefSeq and is a predicted model, not a curated record. Lineage: Eukaryota; Viridiplantae; Streptophyta; Magnoliopsida; Malvales; Malvaceae.